Messenger RNA from Perca fluviatilis (European perch), 2062 nucleotides. RefSeq names its product EGF domain-specific O-linked N-acetylglucosamine (GlcNAc) transferase (gene eogt). The coding region runs from base 118 to 1695 and encodes 525 amino acids. The transcript has 16 exons. Gene Ontology annotation, molecular function: protein N-acetylglucosaminyltransferase activity. Gene Ontology annotation, cellular component: endoplasmic reticulum lumen. The record is from RefSeq and is a predicted model, not a curated record. NCBI's taxonomy places the organism in Eukaryota, Metazoa, Chordata, Actinopteri, Perciformes, Percidae.
CGGUGUUAUGGCGACCACCGGCAACAUCAUCGCUUCAGUCUGGAGAAUAGCAGGCUGUACAUUCAGAGUGAUGUGAAGAGAGAGGCGGCUAUCUCACAUGUCUGUGUAAUUCUGACUAUGUGGCUCUUUGUAGCGCUGGGCAUAGUUUUUUCUUUCACUGUGGUCACCACUGAGAAGGCUGAGAUCACCACCCACAAACCACCAGCACCGCUGCUCAACUACAGCAGGAUCUCCCUGCUGCCAGAGCACGUACCGUACUUCCUCUUCAACAACAAGAGGGUCGCCAAGCAAUGCCGCCUGGACCCGCUCUGCCCUUUUAAAGGUGCACUGCAGGAUCUAUCUGCCUGUUGGGGCUACGAGAAGAACUGUGAUCCAAGGAAGCGCUUUAGCUAUCCAGUCUGUACCAAAGCUGACUCUGGAUGGGCCCGUUCUCUGGAGGCAGCACAGGAGCUUUUCUGGAAGCAGGCUGAUUUUGGCUACGUCAAGGAGCGCCUCUCUGAGCUCAAAACACUCUGCAAGGCCAGCAAGCCAGGGGACUCGUCAUUAAGAUGUAGUAGCCAAACUCGCUUCUGUAAGGCAACUAACCUUUACCUGGACUUGCGUAAGCCACGCAGAAGUCAUGAGAGGUACAAAGAGGACUUCAUUCAGAAGGGUGAGAUUGGCGGUCAUUGCAGACUGAACAAGCGAUCUCUUGCUGCCGAGGGAGAGCACAAGAGCCCCUUGCAAUCUUGGUAUGCUGAGCUGCAAACAUACACAGAGCUGGACUUUCAUCCUAUAGAGGAUGAACACUGUGAUGUCGUCAUUGAAAAACCCACUGUAUUUAUGAAGCUGGAUGCUGGGGUGAAUAUGUACCACCAUUUCUGUGACUUUGUCAACCUCUACAUCUCCCAGCACAUUAACAACUCCUUCAGCUCAGAUAUCAACAUCAUCAUGUGGGACACGAGUUUUUAUGGUUAUGGAGAUCUGUUCGGUGAAACAUGGAGGGCCUUCUCAGAGUAUGACAUCAUCCACCUGAAGACCUAUGACUCGAAAAGAGUGUGUUUCAAAGAUGCCUUCUUCUCCCUCCUCCCGAGAAUGAGAUACGGCCUCUUUUACAACACGCCCCUUAUCUCAGACUGCUACAGUGAAGGGAUGUUUCGGGCAUUCUCCCAGCAUGUCCUGCAUCGACUGAACAUCCUGCAAGAUGGGCCAAAGGAGGGGCGUGUUCGUGUCACCCUGCUGGCACGCAGCACAGAAUACAGAAGGAUAUUAAACCAAGUGGAGCUAGUAAAUGCUCUCAAGACUGUGCCUUUACUGGAGGUCAAUGUGGUGGACUACAAAUACAAGGAUGUUCCCUUCUUGGUGCAGUUGAGGAUCACCCACAACUCAGAUAUCUUUAUAGGGAUGCACGGGGCGGGUCUCACACACCUCCUCUUCCUCCCUGACUGGGCUGUCAUCUUUGAGCUAUAUAAUUGUCAGGAUGAGAGCUGCUAUCGAGAUUUGGCUCGGCUGCGGGGCAUUCGAUACGUGACUUGGCAGAAAAUGGACAAAGUGCUCCCACAGGACAAGGGUCACCAUCCAACCCUCGGGGACCAUCCAAAGUUUACCAACUACUCCUUUGAUGUGGGGGAGUUCAUGCGCCUUGUGCUGGAGGCAGCUGAUUACGUUACACACCAUCCCAAAUGGCAGCAUCAUACCGUUCAUGAUGAACUCUAGAGUCUCUGUGAGUGUGGGACAGACAUCUGGCUGCUGAAGAACUUUUAACAUGAACCUGCUGUUUGUGAUCUAAAGACAUCUUCACAACGGCAGCGUCAUUUUUAAAGAAUAUUUAAACGUUACCUCAGUAUUUGUAACCUGCUGCUUUGAUAGGUCUGGAUGUGUCAAAAUGGUCUGCAAUUCUGGUUUGUAUAGCCUCGACCAGCUCUAUUAGUGUCAAAUCAGUUAAAGGAGGGCGCCCUGGUAGCUUACCUGGUAGAGCGUGCACCCCAUGUACCAAGGCUCAGUCCUUACCUGAGCGGCCCAAGAUUCAAAUCUGACCUGUGGCCCUUUGCUGCAUGUCUUCCACCUCUCUCUCUCUCUCUCU